CCCCGAGCUCAGCCCACCCUCCAUCUCCCUUCCCUCUUUCUCCUCCUCUACCUUAGCUAGAUAGCUAGUACUAGCAGCAGCGGCAGCCAUGGCCACAGCACUCAGCAGCCAGCUCCGCGUGCCUCUCUCCCUCCGCGUGGCGGCGGCGCCCGCGCCCGCGCCCACCCGCGUGUCGGUGCUGCAGGCCAACAACAAGCUCGGCGACAGGCUGCGCGUGCAGGCCACCUUCAACGUGAAGCUCAUCACCCCCGACGGCGAGGUGGAGCUGCAGGUGCCCGACGACGUCUACAUCCUCGACCAGGCGGAGGAGGAAGGCAUCGACCUGCCCUACUCCUGCCGCGCCGGCUCCUGCUCCUCCUGCGCCGGCAAGGUCGUCUCCGGCGAGAUCGACCAGUCCGACCAGAGCUUCCUCGACGACGACCAGAUGGCCGCCGGCUGGGUGCUCACCUGCCACGCCUACCCCAAGUCCGACGUCGUCAUCGAGACCCACAAGGAGGACGACCUCAUCUAAUUAAAUUCCUCCAUCCAUUUUCACUUCGAUACCUAAUAUUAUUUAUCAUCUCUCCUACGUACGUCUUAAUUAUUUUCCCAGCUACCAUGCAUGCAAUAUAAUACUGUAUGUAGUAUACACGUACGUACAUACGUAUCCUAUACUGCUACUCCGUAUAUGUACAUGCAUGUGUGCGUGUAUCCAUCUUUUGAGUGAGAUAACAGGCGUGCCCUCCAAUCGGGUUGUUUAUUAAAUUAACGGGGUAAUUUCGUUCUUGCCCCCUGCUUUAA
Messenger RNA from Oryza brachyantha (malo sina), 780 nucleotides. Its product is annotated as ferredoxin-1, chloroplastic. The coding region runs from base 89 to 511 and encodes 140 amino acids. The record is from RefSeq and is a predicted model, not a curated record. Gene Ontology annotation, molecular function: 2 iron, 2 sulfur cluster binding; electron transfer activity. The transcript has a single exon. Gene Ontology annotation, biological process: electron transport chain. NCBI's taxonomy places the organism in Eukaryota, Viridiplantae, Streptophyta, Magnoliopsida, Poales, Poaceae.